Molecule: messenger RNA, 1335 nt
Organism: Cylindrotheca closterium
Lineage: Eukaryota; Bacillariophyta; Bacillariophyceae; Bacillariales; Bacillariaceae
Source: the annotation of a GenBank genome assembly
AUGGUCCCAAUUCCCAAGAUUGUCAUCGCUGGAGGUGGAAUUGUCGGCAACUCCAUUGCCUAUUUUUUGAGCAAACGCCAAGUCCCUGUAACCUUGAUUGAUCCUGUGGGAAUUGCUCCCUGUGCCAGUGGCAAGGCCGGUGGCUUCUUGGCCAAGGAUUGGAGGGAUGGCACAGACUUGCAAGAACUGCAACGAGCAGGGUUCGAACUGCAUCAGACCUUGGCCAAUGAAUUGGGAGCCUCCAAUAUAGACUAUCGUCGAUUGACCUGUCAAGCAGUCGCCGUGGAUGCCUCUCAGCAAACCAAGAAACCGACCAAGAAUCGCAAGAGCAAAACUUUGGAAUGGGUAGAUCAUGACGGAGUUUUUGGAAGUUCUUCCAUGGGAGACAAACAAACUAUUGCUCAAGUGCAUCCUAAGAAACUGUGUCAAGAACUAUGGAAGUAUUCUGAGAGUCAAGGGUCCGUUCUCAAAAUUGGAAAGGUAGUCAAGGUUUUAUCUACUACUGCUGAUUCUGAUGCUGAUGCCGAUGCCGAUGCCUCUGAAGCGUCAUCUCCUCAUAAUAUUCAACUAGAAGACGGUUCCAUCAUUCCCGCCGACAAGUUUGUCAUUGCCUGUGGUCCAUGGACCGAACACGCACGUGAUUGGUUCCCCAAAGACGUCCAAGACUCCUGCUGGCCUGUCAUUACUGGCGUCAAGUGCCAUUCCGUAUUGGUACAGGCACCGAAAACCUUGUCCGAAGCUGUCUUUUUUGAACGGGCACCCUGUUCUGCAAAAUCACACGAAAAAGAAGAAGAAGCUUCCAAUAGCCUAGACAACAAAUUACUGACAUCGGAACAACUUUCUAGUGUGGAAGUCUAUCCCAGACCGGACGGCGAUGCCUAUGUGAAUGGGUUCGAAGGUGACGAAGCUGUCAUUCCAGAAGAACCCGGACAGGAAGUGAUUGACCCCAAGGCCGUCCAGGAUCUCGAAUUGGCCUUGCAGCAAACGUCGAGUAUGCUCGAGGGAUUAACAUCACACACCCAACAAGUUUGUUACUGGCCUGAAACGCCCGAUGGAAUGCCCAUUCUGGACUGCCUUGACAAUAAUAAUGAUGAUGACGAAGCUUUUCUCGGCGGCAAAAGAUCCAUCUACGUGGCAGCCGGUCACUCUGUUUGGGGCAUCUUACAAGGUCCAAUUAGUGGCAAGGCCAUGUCGGAACUCAUUCUAGAUGGAGAGGCCUCUUGCAUCGACUUGACGCCGUUUCAGUUGGAACGAUUCAUGUAUGACAACGACAACGAUGAUGGUAGUUCUAGUUCUAGUUCCAGUUCUAGUUCUAGCGAUGACGAAAUAUAUUGA